CUCCGUUACUCAAAAAACAGCUCAUAAAAAUGGCAUGGUCAAACACUCUGCUUCAGUUUCACAUCAAAUCCCCUUCGGUUCCUUCUCUCCCAUUCCCCCAUUCCCUCCCCAAAAGAUCCCCAAUCCUUCUCAACCCUAACCCUACAAAUCCCAACCCCAAACCCCCCAAAAUGCAAUUCCUUCACAGGAUCAACGCCGUCCCGGUCCAAGGCGUACUAUCACGGGCCAUCGACACCAUCCAAUCGUCUCCUCCCACGUGGCAAUCCGCAAUCCUAAGUAAUCUCGUGAUCUUCGUCGUCGGGACCCCACUUCUAGUGGCGGGCCUUUCUCUCUCCGGAAUCUGUGCUGCUUUCUUGCUUGGGACUCUCACUUGGCGCGCUUUUGGCUCCCCUGGGUUCCUCCUCGUUGCUUCUUACUUCGUUAUAGGAACAGCUGUGACAAAAGUGAAAAUGGCUCAAAAGGAGGCACAAGGGGUUGCCGAGAAGAGGAAAGGAAGAAGGGGACCUGGGAGUGUAUUUGGGUCCAGUGCUGCUGGUUGUGUAUGUGCUUUUCUCGCAAUAUAUGGAGUUGGCGGGGAGGCAUUUACACGACUUUGGCGACUUGGUUUUGUUGCCAGUUUCUGUACUAAGUUGAGUGAUACUGUCUCAAGUGAGAUUGGGAAAGCAUAUGGCAAGACAACGUAUCUGGUCACAGACUUUCGAAUUGUUCCUAGGGGAACAGAAGGAGCUGUCAGUCUUGAAGGAACAGUUGCUGGACUUCUAGCAUCUGUACUACUUGCAUCUAUCGGUUGUCUUCUGGGUGAGAUCAGUGUACCUGAGGUGCUGAUAUGCGUAAUAGCUUCUCAAAUUGCUAAUCUUGGUGAGAGUAUAAUCGGUGCUUCAUUCCAAGGGAAAGAAGGAUUUCAUUGGCUGAACAAUGAUGCCGUUAAUGUCAUCAACAUAUCCAUAGGCUGCAUUUUGGCAGUCUUAAUGCAACAAAUCCUCCAGAACUGGCAAAUGUAAGUUCAUCCCGAUCGUCGCUUCCGCGAUCUCAGGUAACAUGAAAGAAUUCGAGAAGGGGAAAGAAAGCCUUCAAUAUCAUGCAAGAGAGGGACACAAACUGCAAUUAUAGGAAUUAUUUUGGCUAACCUUCAAAGAUUGUCAAUGAUGUGGAGCGACACUACCACAACCAAAUUGUAUUAGAAAAAUUCUGAAGGCU
This is a messenger RNA of Hibiscus syriacus, 1197 nucleotides long. RefSeq names its product protein VTE6, chloroplastic-like. Gene Ontology annotation, cellular component: chloroplast inner membrane. Bases 30 to 1001 code for a protein of 323 amino acids. Lineage: Eukaryota; Viridiplantae; Streptophyta; Magnoliopsida; Malvales; Malvaceae. The transcript has 5 exons. The record is from RefSeq and is a predicted model, not a curated record.